Molecule: messenger RNA, 3429 nt
Organism: Fundulus heteroclitus (mummichog)
Lineage: Eukaryota; Metazoa; Chordata; Actinopteri; Cyprinodontiformes; Fundulidae
Product: formin-like protein 13
Exons: 17
Coding region: 141-2630 (829 amino acids)
Source: RefSeq, a predicted model, not a curated record
GAAGAGUACAACAAAUCAGUGCAUUUCUCCUCUGUUCUGCUAAGUGAGGCAGAUCUCUGAUUAAGUUACUGCAUGACAAUCAAAACAAAGCCAGCGAAGGAAAGAACAACUGUGACCUCUUGCAUGGACAUUUGCUUGCGAUGCCUGGUUUAGGAACAAAGAAGAAAGACCAUGUGUCCAAACCGGACAGACCCAUCGGGGACCUGCCCCAGCUGAGCAACGAGCUGCAGCUUAGCAUCAUGAACAGGGUUAAAAAUGGAGAGAUAUCCAUCGACGAUGCUCUGGACCAGGCAAGGAAGGAAAGCGAGCAGCUUCUCCAUGAACAGCCUGAGAAAAAUACAACAGAGCAAUACAACUUCAGUGUUCAUAAGCACGGCCGCUACAGGUGGCAGAAGCGGGUUCUGCAGAUCGAUUUUAAGACCAAGAUGUUGUGCAGCAUAGAGAAAGGCAUCGUCAACCGCCAGCUGCCCUUCUCCAUUGUGAAGAGUUGUGAUGAUGGAGUUGGCUCUAGGUUCUCCAUUUCUUUUAAAGGACACCACGACUAUGAAUUGGAAGCUACAUCACUGGAAGACAAACAUAAGAUGAUGCAGCUUGUGAAUCAGAUUAUUCAUGGGAACAUAUACAGCGGUUCUGAAGGUGAGAAUUCAGAAUCGCAACAGGAGUCCCAAGCAUCGCAGAGCCUUAAAGAAGGUGCACUGUUACUGCACAGAGGAGGACUGGCGUCGUUCAAAUGGGUGAAAUACAAAGCUCAGCUCCACCCAGGGGAGAUAACGCUGGUCCCAUUCAAGCAUCGCAGCAACAUGGACGGUGACGUGACAUCCUCGGUUCCUCUUUCCACUGUAAUUCAUUUAUCAGACGGUGACACCAGUGUACAGAAACCGUAUGGUUUCGACACCUUUGUUCUGAUCACACACAGAAAUGAGUACCAGUUUAAAGUCCCCGCACCAGAGGAAGCGGCCUCUCCUGGCGCUGUGCAGAAGGAACGCGAUGCCUGGGUCAAAGCCAUCGGCAAACUGUGUUCACACUGGAAGAGGCUGUCCAGGUCUGAAUACAUGUUUGCAGAAUCCAAGACCUUGCAAGAAAUCAGCAUACCGGAAGACGCGGACGACAGCGACGCAGAUCUUGAGCCAGGUGGUGGAUUUGCUGCUGGGAACGAUGCUCCAGCUGACAAUAAAAGUGCAGAUCCCACAUCCAGAGGCGUGGACAGCCCAUUGGGAGGCGAGGCAGGUCAGAGUUCUCCUCCAGUGGAUGCUGAUACAAAGCCUGUCCCCAAACCUCGCAUCAGCAAGGCUGCCGGUCAAAUUACCGCUGGAUCAGAUCCUUCCAGUUCCAUCCUGUCUCCAACCUCUCCCUUUGCUUCUGUCCCAAAAUUCCCCUUCUCCCCUCCACCCUCGCCCCACGCCGGCGUAACGUCCUUUUCCUCAGGCCCGGAGUCUCAAAAACCGCUCUCCCCAUUAGUGAAAGAGCCUCCACCCCCGCCCAUCCCGGCUCCACCACCUCUGCCUGUCAAAAUAACGAGCACGUUGAAGAAAAAACGAACAAAGGCGUUCCACUGGGACCUCAUUGGCUCUGAGAAGAUUGCAAAAACAUUUUGGGUCCAGGAAAAGAGCAGAGGGCCUGAAAUCGACACAUCGCGGUUAUGGCAUCAGUUCGCUGUCAAAGACCUGGGAACGUUUGCCACAACGGACUCGAGUGGCUCCCAGCACAUAAUGCUCAACCAGAAGAUUGCACACAACUUCAACAUUUUCCUCAAAAGUUUUCCUGUGCGACCGGGGGAGCUGAAGGACAAACUGUUUAUUAUUAAUGAGGAAGAUGGAGGCCUGUCUGAUGAGCACAUCACCUCUCUACGAAGGUAUGUUCCCACUGUGGAUGACGUGGAAAUGUACAAAUCUCACAAGGGACCAGUUUCAGAGCUGCAUAUUGUGGACCAGUACAUGAUGGAGAUGUGCAACAUCCCCUACCUGAGCGCGCAACUCGACCUGCUUUUGACUCUGAGAGAGCUCCCGACCAGCAUGAACGACCUGCAACCUCUGAUUAACCAGAAGAUCAGAAUGUGCCAGCAGCUCUACGGCUGCAGGUCAUUUGUUUCCGUGCUGGAGUACCUCCUCGCUAUAGGCAAUUACCUGAAUGAGAACGCCGGAAAGGAAAAGGCCAAGGGAUUCCGCCUCUCGUCCUUAACCAAACUUUCCCAGCUGCGCGGGAGGGACAAGAAUUUCACCUUGCUCCAUGCCCUUCUGGAGCAGAUCAUGUUGCAGGAACCGGGCUUGGCCACUUUUACCCAAGACUUGGCAGAAUUUGAAACUGUCCCUGGAGCUUCCAUCAAAGGCUUGACCGCAGAAGUGGAUGUACUGAAGAACGAAGUGCAGAAAGUCAUUCAGUACAGAAAAUCCGUUAAGAAGAGAAACAUCGGAGCUCAUCAACCAAACUUCUCUAAAGAUCUUAAGAUGGUAAUUGAGAAGUACAACGUGCAGCUCCAGUCGCUGACGAAGACUUGCGACGAGAUGAAGAAACUCUACUCUGUCAUACUGGUUAAAUUUGGAGAACCACCGGAUCAGGACUCCCAGGAGCUGUUCGGGAUGAUCUGUCAGUUCCUCCAUGACUUUAGGAGGGUGUAUGCUGAAACUGUUUGAGUUGAAGCUGUGAGAGCCGAAACGACCAAGGUAGAAGCUUUAUUGGGCCUAUUUAACUGAAGCACUGAUCCCAUUGUAUUGUACAUGAUGUAUGAUUUAUGUCAAAACAGUUUUUUUUAUACAAUUUUAACCAAUUUGAGUUGUUAAUUUUGUAACCCAUUACACAUCUGAAACCCCAUUUUAUGUUCUGCUACAGAGUAUGGUGGUCAUAUGUAAAUGUACUAUCGUUUACAGAAGUUGCAAUAUUAAAAGGAUGCAAAGUGAGAAACAGAGAAAAUUAUUAAAUAUUCUAAUAUAUGCCUUUUUCUGCAGCAUUUGAAAUCAUUCAAUCAGAGUACAGUGUUUUUUGUUACAGAUGUUUUUUAAAAGAGAUCCUUAAGUUCCCGUUGUGACAUUUAUUUUUUAUCCUGUGAGCACAAGAUUAAAAAAUUGUCAAAAGAUGAAAAUUCAAGGUACCAUGAUGAUAACAAAAAUAGAGAACCUUCAUUCAAGCCUCUAGUCAGUAUGUGAAUCAGUUAUCAGGGCACUUUGACAUCGUUUGUGCGGGGAUUACUGUCAGAAUAAGACCGUGCGAGCGCUUUCGACAGCAUGUAGAGUUUUCUUGGCCCUUCUGAAGAUUUUGUAGUUGGUCAAAUGUAAGCCUGGGAAAACAUUCAGGGGAAAGAAAGUCCAGCAAGAAGCAUAUUCCCUGAAGGUUUAUUGUGGGGUAAUUUAAAAACUGUCAUUCUUAUUUAACAUGUGAUUGUAUAAUGGAUAACAACAUGCCUGUUAACACAAAUAAAAUAAUUCAAAAAGAAAA